AUGAUAUUCCUUUUUUCCUCAAUUCGUAUAGCAGCUAUCUUCUCAGGGAGAGAUGAUCUUCCUGUCUCCUCAAUUCGUAUAGCAGCUCUCUUCUCAGGGAGUGAUGAUAUUUCUGUUUCCUCAAUUCGUAUAGCAGCUAUCUUCUCCGGGAGAGAUGAUAUUCCUGUUUUCUCAAUUCAUAUAGCAGCUAUCUUCUCAGGGAGAGUUGAUCUUCCUGUUUCCUCAAUUUCGUGUAGCAGCUCAGCUAUCUUCUCAGGGAGAGAUGAUCUUCCUGUUUCCUCAAUUUGUAUAGCAGCUAUCUUCUCAGGGAGAGAUGAUAGUCCUGUUACCUCAAUUUGUAUAGCAGCUAUCUUCUCAGGGAGAGAGGAUAUUCCUGUUUUCUCAAUUCGUAUAGCAGCUAUCUUCUCCGGGAGAGAUGAUAUUCCUGUUUUCUCAAUUCCAGUUAUCUUCUCAAGGAGAGAUGAUAUUCCUCUUUCCACAAUUCGUAUAGCAGCUAUCUUCUCCGGGGGUGAUGAUAUUCCUGUUUUCUCAAUUCGUGUAGCAGCUAUCUUCUCAGGGAGAGAUGAUAUUCCUUUUUUCCUCAAUUCGUUUAGCAGCUAUCUUCUCAGGAAUGAUAUUCUUAUUUCCUCAAUUUGUAUGGCAGCUAUCUUCUUAGGGAGUGAUGAUAUUGCUGUUUCCUCAAUUUGUAUAGCAGCUAUCUUGUCAGGGAGAGAUGAUAUUCCUUUUUUCCACAAUUCGUAUAGCAGCUAUCUUCUCAGGGAGUGA
Messenger RNA from Acanthosepion pharaonis, 765 nucleotides. Lineage: Eukaryota; Metazoa; Mollusca; Cephalopoda; Sepiida; Sepiidae. The record is from the annotation of a GenBank genome assembly.